AUGGUUGAAGUCAAGAAACUACCCCAUCUUACCAACACUGCAUCUAUGGUUGUCUAUUUACUUGAAAAAGCUUUACCUCUAGAGCGUAAUCAACAUGCAGCAUAUCUUGACAACUUUUUUACAUCUGUUCAGCUAUUUAAGCGCCUUCGAAAUCAGGGUAUUGGCGCAGUUGGGACAACACGACCAUAUACAUCAAGAGGGUGUUUCCCGAAAGCGCUACAGAAAAUCAAGGACGGCAGUAAUAAGGUUACAAAACUAAAGCGGAAUGACCUUUAUGCUGCGCCAGUUGAUAAGGUCUUAUGCUUUAUGUGGCAAGAUGAUUAA
Molecule: messenger RNA, 324 nt
Organism: Penicillium taxi
Lineage: Eukaryota; Fungi; Ascomycota; Eurotiomycetes; Eurotiales; Aspergillaceae
Product: O-methyltransferase
Exons: 2
Coding region: 1-324 (107 amino acids)
Source: RefSeq, a predicted model, not a curated record